Messenger RNA from Polypterus senegalus (gray bichir), 21710 nucleotides. RefSeq names its product dystonin (gene dst). Gene Ontology annotation, cellular component: plasma membrane; intermediate filament; intercalated disc. Gene Ontology annotation, molecular function: microtubule binding; structural molecule activity. Bases 582 to 21695 code for a protein of 7037 amino acids. Gene Ontology annotation, biological process: hemidesmosome assembly; wound healing; skin development. The transcript is spliced from 81 exons. The record is from RefSeq and is a predicted model, not a curated record. Lineage: Eukaryota; Metazoa; Chordata; Cladistia; Polypteriformes; Polypteridae.
CGAACUGUCCGGCAGUCCGAAAGAGAAAACGAUGGGAGAAAGAGCUGGAGCAGCGCCGGCCGAGGUCCCCUUUUAAAGGGGGGCAUCUGGGGAAGGCGGCUGAGCUUCGUCUGCCUUCUGUUUGUUUUGGAUUUGCUUGUCACCAGGCUUGCUUGCUUGCUUGAAAGUUUCAAAGGUUAUUGAAAAUUCCAGUGGCCUCUCUCUAGGGGGCAGGGACAAGCGUGCUGUCCUAGAAGCUGUAAAAACUGAAAACUCCAGGGACGUUUUGAGGGGCAGCGCCACUGCCGCUUCACACCGUGCCACGCAAGCUUGGAUGAGUGUUGCGGUUUGUUUGCCUGCCUAAUCAGACACAGCCUGAAUGCCACAGCUUCCUGCGUGACCGUAGCCCCCUUGACUCCCACAUGAACACCCUCCCCCUCACCAGCUCAAGAUGGCUGCUUCCUGAGAAGAAGAAGAAGAAGAAGAAGAAGAAGAAGAAUAAGAAGAAGUCUGGAAAAAGUUAAGUAAGGUAGGCGGGGAAGUCAGGCUUUUGACAGGCCGGGAAAGUGAAACACGCCUGGUCGACUGGCUUCUCGGGAGUCAUGGGGAACGUGUGCGGCUGCGUCCGGAGUACAAAGGAGGAAUAUUACAAGGACCCUGCCAAAGCCCCUAUAAGUCACGGCAAAUAUUCCAGAAGCAGAAGAUAUUUCCGCCGGAGGAAAAAAAGGGUGCCAGUAGCCACUUCUGUGGGAGACCAGCGCUUGGAAACGGCAGGGGAGGAUGGUCAGUGGGACGGAGAAGACGAAGAAGCGGAUGGUGAGAAAAAGCCAGACUCGAAUGAACGGGACAGGGAAAUUCGGGCUGAUCUGGUGGAAGAUGCAGCAGGUGGCACUGAUGAGGAUGUCACAGAGUGGGGAGAUAAAGGGGUCAAUGCUUUUACACAGGGGGAAGAACUGGCCAACCUGAACAUAGCAGAGGAGGAAGAAUUGCGAAACACCAAAACGUUUGGGCUACGGAGCACGAUGGCGGCCAACUUGGACGACACCUUGGAGGGUUCCUCCUCACCUCAGAAUGAAUGUAACAGGGAGAAGACUGCCUCUCUCAUGGGCACUGAGCCGAGCCGGGUGCUCAAAGUGGAGCUUGGCAAGGAGACACCUCACAGCUGCUGCAGUGUUCCCGCUUCCGGUGGUGCACUAUGUCAAAAAUGUCAUAAUGAGGCGCAUCGUCCUGCAUGCUCAUCUUCUCUAGAAGACCAGAUUUCUGACAUUCACGUUACUGGAGAGUCGGAGGACAUGACGGCCAAGGAGCGUCUGCUGUUGUGGUCUCAGCAAUCCACCGAUGGUUAUGUGGGAGUUCGCUGUGAAAACUUCACUACCUGCUGGAGGGAUGGGAGGCUGUUUAACGCUAUUAUUCAUAAAUACAGGCCGGACCUGAUUGACAUGAACAUGGUUGCAAGUCAGUGCAGCCGAAUUAAUUUGGAACAAGCCUUCAAUGUCGCUGAACAGCUUGGAGUGGCCAGGCUCCUGGAUCCCGAAGAUGUCGAUGUGCAAUCACCUGAUGAGAAAUCAGUCAUAACGUAUGUGUCCACGCUAUAUGAUGUCUUUCCCAAAGUUCUCGAAGGCUCAGAAGGCAUUAACGCCAACGACGUCGAUAUCAAGUGGGUGGAAUACCAAAACAUGGUCAAUUACCUCAGCCAGUGGAUCAAACACCACGUGACCGUCAUGUCUGACAGAACAUAUCCUAACAGUCCUGUAGAACUUAAAGCACUUUACAAUCAGUACCUGAAGUUUAAAGAAUCGGAAAUCCCAUUGAAAGAGAAUGAAAAAGCAAGAAUUAAACAUCUCUACCGACUACUAGAGCCCUGGAUUGAAUUUGGUCGGAUUAAGCUGCCACAAGGAUACCAUCCCAAUGAUGUGGAGAAGGAGUGGGGAAAACUCAUAAUUGCAAUGCUGGAGAGAGAAAAGAGUUUACGACCUGAAGUGGAAAGGCUAGAAAUGUUACAACAAAUUGCAAACAGGGUGCAGCGGGACUGCGUCGCUGGAGAAGACAAGUUGAUUUUGGCCAGGAAUGCACUGCAGUCAGAUGCCAAGAGACUGGAAUCAGGAAUCCAGUUCCAGAAUGAAGCUGAGAUCGCCGGCUACUUGCUGGAGUGUGAGACUCUUCUGAGGCAGCAGGUCGUUGACAUUCAGAUUUUACUGGAUGGAAAAUUUUACUUAGCAGAUCAGCUGGUUCAGAGGGUUUCCAAAAUUCGAGACGACCUCUUCACCCUUAAAUCAGAAUGUUCCUCGGUGUACAGCAAGGGACGCAGUUUAACCACUGAGCAAACCAAACGGAUGAUAUCGGGAAUCACACAAAGCUUGAACUCCGGUUUCUCCCAGAGUUUGAGCCCCAGCUUGCCUUCCAGUUUAUCAUCCAGCUUAACGCCCAGUCUUAUGCCGGGUCUUUCCCCCGGACUCACAUCCAGUUACACGUCGAGCCUGACGCCCUCCCAGACCCCCUCCCUCACACCAGGAAUAACCCCAGGCCUUCAGUCCCCGAUGGUUCCAAGCUACCUGGGAGGAAUGGAUUCAGGAUCCCUGCAGACUUUGAAACUGAUGCAGAUCCGGAAACCUUUGUUGAAGUCGUCGCUCGCGGACCCCAGCUUAACGGAAGAGGAGGUCAACAUGAAGUUUGUGCAGGACCUUUUAAACUGGGUCGAGGAGAUGCAGCUGCAAUUAGAUCGAGCAGAAUGGGGAUCGGACUUGCAGAGUGUUGAAUCCCAUUUUGAAAACCACAAAAAUGUCCACGGGGCCAUUGAAGAAUUUCAAAUGAGUCUUAAAGAAGCCAAAAUCAGUGAGAUCCAGAUGACACCUCCAUUGAAGCACAGCUACUCUGAGAAGCUGGGACGACUGGAGAGCCAAUAUGGAAAGCUCCUGAACACAUCUAGAAAUCGUCAGAAGCACCUUGAUACCUUACAUGAGUUUGUCUCAAAGGCCACUCGAGAACUAAUUUGGCUAAAUGAGAAAGAAGAGGAAGAGGUGUCUUAUGACUGGAGUGACAGGAGUUCCAAUUUGGCAAAAAAGAAAGACUACCAUGCAGAUCUUAUGAGAAUACUUGACGACAAAGAAAGAGUUAUAAAGUCAGUUCAAGAAAUGGCCGAGCAGCUCCUGCUUGAAAAUCACCCGGCAAGGCUGACUAUUGAGGCAUACCGUGCAGCAAUGCAGACACAGUGGAGCUGGGUUUUGCAGCUUUGUGGUUGUGUCGAGCAGCACCUGAAGGAGAACACACUCUACUUUGAAUUUUUCAGCGAUGCCAGAGAAUCGAUGGACUACUUGAAAAAUCUCCAAGAGACAAUACAAAGGAAGUACAGCUGUGACCGGACAAGCUCCUUGCACAAACUAGAAGACCUGAUCCAGGAAUCAAUGGAUGAAAAGGAGCAGCUCUUGCAGUACAGAAGCACCGUGGCGAGUCUCGUGGGCAGAGCAAAGGCCAUCGUCCAGCUGAAGCUGAGGAGCCCCGACAGUCCGAUCCGAACCUCCAUCCCCGUGAAAGCCAUCUGUGACUAUCGCCAGAUUGAGAUCACGAUAUACAAAGAUGAUGAGUGUGUGCUGGCCAGUAAUUCACAUCGUGCAAAAUGGAAAAUCAUAAGUCCGACUGGAAAUGAAGCCAUGGUGCCUUCAGUCUGCUUCACAAUCCCUCCGCCAAACAAGGAAGCCAUCGAAUAUGCCAGCAGAAUUGAGCAGCUGUAUCAAAACGUACUGGCGCUCUGGCAUCAGUCCCACAUCAACAUGAAGAGCGUCGUCUCGUGGCGUUACCUGAUGAAUGACAUCGAAGCGAUCCGCAACGGCAAAGUGGCCUCGAUAAAAACCAUGUUGCCUGGUGAACACCAGCAGGUCCUCAGCAAUCUUCAAACCCACUUUGAAGACUUUCUUGAUGACACAGAAGAAUCUGAGAUUUUCACGGUUUCUGACCGGAACCAUCUGGAAAGAGAGGUGGAAAUAUGCAAGCAGUACUAUGAGGAGCUUCUGAAGUCUGCCGAAAGAGAAGAACACGAGGAAUCCGUUUACAACCUCUUUAUUUCUGAUAUGCGCAACUUCCGAAUGCGACUGGAGAGCUGUGAGGAGCGAUUGAUCCGUCAGAUCCGAACGCCACUCCAGCGAGAUGACCUUCAGGAGAGUGCACUACGGAUUGCAGAGCAAGAGAAAUCCAAAAAGGAACUGGACAGGCUAAAGGAAGACCUGGAGACCAUGAAAGGGAAAUGCGAGAUGUUUUUAAAUCAAGCAUCUGCUUCCCCAUCUGCCUCGACCCUCUCUUCAGAGCUCAACCUGGUUGUCCAGAACAUGAAUCAGAUCUAUUCCAUGUCAGCCAUUUACCUGGAAAAGCUGAAGACGGUGAACCUGGUGGUGAAGAACAGCCAGGCGGCCGAGGCACUGGUUAAGCUUUAUGAGGCUAAACUGUGCGAGGAAGACGCCGUGAAUGCUGAUGCCAAAGCCAUUGAGUCUGUCAUGGGCACUCUUAAGCAAUGGCGCACUGAAAUUGAUGAGAAAAGAGAAGUGUUUCACGACUUGGAGGACGAACUGCAGAAAGCCAGGACUGUUAGCGAGCGAAUGUUCAAAACACACAAUGAACGCGAUUUUGACUUGGACUGGCACAAAGAAAAGGCAGAUCAGUUGGCAGAGAGGUGGCAGAGUGUUCACUCACAAGUAGAGAGCAGGUUACGGGACUUGGAAGGAAUCAGCAAAUCGCUGAGGUACUACAAAGACACUUAUUUUGCCCUGAAUGACUGGAUAAAAGAAAUGGAGGCCACCCAGUUACGAAUGCAAGAGAACCAACCAGAAGACAGCAAGGCCCUGGCGGAACUUCUGAAUCAACAAAAGGUUCUAGUUUCAGAAAUUGAGGUCAAGCAAAGUAAAAUUGAUGAAUGUCAGAAAUACUCCGAGCAGUAUUCAGCAGCAGUCAAGGACUAUGAACUCCAGCUGAUGACCUACAGAGCCAUGGUGGAUUCUCAACACAAGUCUCCGGUGAAACGGCGCAGGAUGCAGAGCUCGUCAGACAUGAUUAUCCAGGAGUUCAUGGACCUUCGGACUUGUUACACGGCACUGGUGACACUCAUGACUCAGUAUAUCAAGUAUGCUAGUGAAACCUUGAAGAGAACAGAAGAGGAAGAGUAUUCGUCUGAGGAUGGGGAUUUCUACAUGGAGUUGCUUUAUGGGGAAGCAGAGGACGAGUUUUUGUGCACUGGACUCGAAAUGAAGAACACCAUGAGGGCUUUUCUGCCUCCUGACACACUCAACAACGAGAGAGAUGCAGAUCUUGAAACCGCUGAAGAUUACUUUUUGACACAAAGAAAAGAUGAACUUGAGUUUGCUCCCCUGGAGGGAAACUCGGGUGAUGGAGAACAUACAAAAGGUCAAUUUUCAGGGAAUUCGGAAAAAUUGCAGAGGGUUAUGUGUGCAUCACAGAUAAGUGACACAGGCCAACAGAACCUCCAGGAAGUCUAUGCUUCAGAAAACAGUCGAGCAAAAUUGAAUUUUCGAGUGUGUGAUGCACACAGACAGUUAGGCAGAAUGUUUGAAGAUGUAGGUGGCAAGAUCGAUUCUCCCAAAGGUGAGGGUACGUCCCUAACACUUGAAAAGGAGCCAGAUUUUGGUAUGUGGAAGAGUCUGUGCGGUGAUCCUGAGGAGACAUGGAGACGAUUUUCUUUUACAUCACCUAUAGGUAAAGAGAGCAUUAUGGAUCUGGAUGCCAUUUUGCAGAUCAUUGAAGAUGGAGAUGAGCUGAACGCCUAUCAGGAAAUGCUAAUCAGCAGAGAGCAGAUGAAGAGAGACAGAGUCAUUCAGGAAAGGCUACAGAUAGUUUUAGAUAGAAUGGAAGAUUGCUACUUUUCUUCGGAUCUCUGCAGCGAUACAGAAGAGAGAUGGUUCCACCCGAAUUUCAAGAAGGACAGUAUGAUACUAGGUUGUGAACCUUUACCAGGAUUAGAAAUAACGUAUGAUGAAUACCUAAAUGUAGGCUCUUCGUUGUUUGGUUUUCCACUUGAGACCAUCCCCGAAGAAAUUCUAGAGUCAGAAUCCCAGCAGACCUCAUUACAGAGCAGCAAAAAGUCUUUCUGUGUCAAGCAGGUUCCAAAAGCAGAAACGUACAAAGGCAAUGCAAAAAAUACUCCACAUCUUGUAGAGGAAGCUCAGUCGCUGGACCAAGCGACAUCUCUUAAAUCAGUUGAAACCACACCUGGUUACCAUCUUAGAGCCAUUAACAGCGACUCAAUGGCCAGUGGCCUCCAAGAAGAGAAAAUGUUAUGGUGGCCAAAUGGUGCGUUUCUGGAGGAAGACCUGGGUGAGGAGAACGUUGUUACCAUACUGGAUGGCUCGCAAGCAUUUACAGAACAACAAAGUUCCGGAUUCAGCAGCUUCAUAAAAGAUCAUGAAGAGAAAUCUGUAGAGGAGGAGAAGAAAGAACAUGGCGAGAAAGUUAAUAAACUGUUAAACUGGGUAUCACGUGUUAAAAAGGAAGAGAGACCAUUAGAGGAUGGCACAAACGAGCCGUCUUAUAUGCCGCAGGUAUCAAUGGAAGAUGUGGCAAGAAAGAAGGAGCAAAUUUCUGAAGCUUUAAGAGCAACUCAGAUGAUUUUGACCAAACACAGUGACAAAAUGACAGAAGAAGAAAAGCAGGAAACCAAAGAGCAGCUCAAGUCCCUCCAGCAGGCCUACAACGAUUUGUCUCAGCAGCCUCUCGAUCAGCUCCAUCAGCCACAGAGCCUUCCGGCCGAGCAGGAACACCAGGUCAUCCAAGGCAUCCUUGAUCUUGAAACAGGAGCUGUCUUUUCGGUGCCCCUUGCAAUGCAGAAGGGUCUCGUUGACUGUACAACUGGAAUUCUCUUACUUGAAGCUCAGCUGGUGACCACUGGACUUGUCUCCCCUGAAUCCAUGAAGGGUUUAGAUCUGGAGGAGGCGUUUCAGAAUGGUCUGAUUGACCAAAGCACAUAUAGUCAACUGCAGGAGAUUGAUUGCGCUAACAAAAAUCUCCAACGGUAUUCAUCAGAUGCUCUUCCAGUCAUCAGAGCAGUGACAGAAGGAGCAAUCUCUGAGGCGCUAGCUUUCAGAAUAAUAAAUAUACAUUUGGCAAGUGGCGGAUUAAAGGUCAGUCGUACCGGGGAGAUGUUGAGUUUACAGACUGCACUCCAAAACGAUCUCAUUCCUGAGUCCCUGUUUGUCCGGAUACUAGAAACCGAAGGCAGUGGAAAACAUCUUGUUGAUCCGAAUACAGCGGAAAAGCUUAGUCUAGCUCAGACGGUACAAAGAAGCAGAUUACAUGGACUCUUGGGAUUAAGAGUGUUGGAUGUGAAGAAACGAAAGGAUGGCAGGAUUUCUUUGCAGUCUGGUGGUGACCUCAGCAUUUUUCAGGCGAUACUUGAAGGACGUAUUGAUCAGGAAACUGCAGUCAGAUUAUUAGGAGCUCAGCUGUUUGCCGGGGGUAUUAUUGACCCUGAAAGCAGCCACAAACUGAACGUGGAAGAGGCCAUUCACAAGGGCUUGAUCGAUGAAGACAUGUCUUGCGCGAUAUUGAGCUAUCAAGUACAAAACGGUGGGAUCGUCGACCCUCAUGGUGGUAAGAGACUUACUUUGGAUGAAGCAGUGCAGUGCAAUUUGAUGUCAUCAAGAAGUGCUCUCUUAGUCCUGGAGAGACAAGGGAGUCUUAAAGGUCUGAUAUGUCCAAAUUCUGGAGAAACCUUUACAGUUUCUUCCUAUUUUGAGUAUAAAGAAGCUACCACCGAACUCGACUGUAAGUUGCCUGAAAACCGUCACCAAAUCACAGCACUUUACAUUCCCGACACAUCCAAAGUGCUCAACUUUGAAAAUGCAGAAGCACAAGGAAUGCUGCAACGUACCUCCACAUUGCUCCUAAAAUCAACAGCACUUCCGGACUCUAUACCUAACCCAGAAGAGAUGAAUGAAAAUGCUGCAAAAUGGACAUUGUUUUGUAAUUCUUGCGUAGAUGGGCAUGAUUUAUCGGAAUCUCAGCUGCCUCAUUUGGCUCCAGUGUCAGCUUCAGAAGCAAAACGGUGGUUCAUAUCCUAUCUGAUGAUUAACAGUUAUGUAGAUCCCAAAUCUGGGCAAAGAGUUUUAAUAUAUGAACGAGAGUUGGAUAAAAUGACUUCUUUUUAUACAGAAAAAAUUUUGUUACCUGAUCACGAUAACUUUCAAAUUAUUUUGUCAGCUGUCCCGCAAGAACCUGGAAAAGAAAUAUCCACACUUCUUCAUCAGUGCUUCAACACGGAAGUGGAAAACAUUUCAGUUAGACAAAGUUUAGAAACAACAUUUAACAACGAUAUUGGCAGUAAACAGUUUAUGGAUGCAAAUGCAUUUGAUGGCAAGGAAGUUGUGGAAUCAGUUGAUACUCAGGGGUUUCUGGGCCAGGUUCAAGAGCAGCAUGAUAAAGUAAAAUCUGAAACUACUCCAGAUAGUGAAGUUGUUGCAAAUAUUGAUUCUCAAGAUUUUAUGCAUUUGAGCAGUAGCAUGGUUGGGUCCCACAUGAACGUGCAAAAUGACUUCCUCUUAUUAGAUGAACCGAUGGACACAACACCUACAAACCAUCACCAAAACCUUAAUAUUCAAGAAGAUCCUCAUCAUGAUCUUGUCACUGAACCUGUCAUGGAUCAUAACCACAUUUUUGAAACCAACCUAAGUGACAGUAAAACUGAUUAUAGAAUGCAUCAAAACAAAAUUGCCCAAAUACUCACUGAAGGUUGUACACUUCCGCAGAUGGCCGUGGUGGAAAAAGAGGAAGCUUUAUUUGCAAGUGAGCCUAAUAAAAUCUGUAACAGUUGUGAAUUAGAUUGGACUUCUCUUAGAAACAUGAACUCUCCGCAUGAUAUAAGUGAGAGUCAUUCAUGUAACCCAAUUACACCAGAUAUGUCAAGAAGCCAUAAUGGGGAAGUGGACAAAUUGACAUCAGAACUGUCACUUGGUAGACAUACUGACAAACAGGAACAUUUCUUGAAAGAGCAAUCUCUUCACACAGAAGCAAUGACCAUAAAAUGUUUAGAAUUUGAUAAGUAUUCUGUACAAUCUCUGGAAAAUCAACCUGGUCCUUUAGAUGAAUGUACUGAUGAAGAACUCAAGCUUGAACCUUAUAUCAAGAAGAGUUCUUUUGGUGAACAGAUGAUAAUUGAAGAGUUAUCUGCCGAGACUAGGGAAGGGGAAGUUAUUAAAGACAGAAGUAGAGAAAUGUUAACACUUGGGGACUGUACACAACACAAACAUGUAGUUGUGGAUACUUCAGAUGAACUGAAUGACCAUCAAGAUUUAACCGCAACAGACAACGUGAAAAGUAAUGUUAAGUUGCUUAGUUCAGAUGAUGAUUGCAUGGUGGAGAAGAUCAGUGUUUCAGAAAGCAAAAGGAAUUCAGAUGCCAUUGAGGUUCAUGCAGCACCAGAGGAAGCAACAGUGAAGUUACAGCUGGAGGAGGUCUCUGCUAUGAAGUAUGCUCUCCUGGAAAGUGAAGAAGAAAUGUUAGGGGAUGUGCAGGGCAAAUCUUGGCUUAAGGAAGAAGAAAAGGCUGAAUUGUGUUUAGAACCUGAAAAGUUACUCUGUGUCAUGGAAGCAGAUCAUAGAGUAGAGAUGCCUACAUUGGUACAGGUCAGGGCUUCCCAUGACUUCCAACACCAACUCAUCUCAGCUUCAAUAGAAAGUAGUGUAGGUGUGUUAAGAGACACAGACAGAGCCAUUCCACAUGAGCGGUCAGAUGGUGGAGAGAUGUUUGACGGUACCAGAGAGGAACAUUGGGGUAACUGUGAAUUGUCUAUAGAAGAACAAUUCAUUGAGGGUAUGUCGGCAUCAGACAUGACACUUUCCCAGGACUGUGGUCUUCCACGGACUACGGUAACAAUCAGUGAUCAGCCAUGUAAAUCAACUAUCACCGAUAAACAAAUCUUUCCAAAUUUUGAUAUAACUUACUCUGUUAAUAAAACCAGACAGACAUGCAAGCGGGCACAGACUGAGGAACACUGUGACCCUAAAAUUUCACAAGCAAUCAGGAAGAGCCACAAAUUUGACCAAGACUCAGUGUCAUCACUCGGGUUAUUGUCUGAAAUGACCAGGUCUUCUAAUUCAGAACCUACAGAUAUAGUUAGUAAUGAAGGACAGCUAUCUUUAUUGACUAAAAGAAAUAAAAUGGGUAUAGAAAAUCUUCCUGGUGACCCUAGCAAAAAUGGAGAUGAUCAUUAUUUAGAAGAGGACAGCUCCACCAACGUUUUGUCAUCAUUUGUCAACAGUGAUGAAGAGGAGCCCACUAGCGAUCCAGCAGGCACUUUAUUUCUCAAAUCUAGUGAAGUAUACCGGUUUGGCCUGGAAGAUAAAUACUCCAAGGCUGUGGAGUGUCAUGAUAGCAUUCCUGGUGUGCUCCAUCCUUUAACGGAAAUGAAGAUAAAUGCUAGGAACAAUUACAACAAUCUAGAGCUUUCUGAAAAUGGAAAGUCAGAACAUCUCAAAGCCUUCAAUAAUUCAGAAAUUGAAACUGAAACCGAAUAUGAGAAUUUGGAACAGAUAAGUGGGAUUGGUGAAAGUAGUGGCAACUACCCUUAUGUCCCAAACCUUGAACCUGAGAAGACAAGUGACGAUCAAGAAAGUGAUACAUUAGAUGAUAGCAUUGAGGAGAGUCAAAAUGCAUCCCCACAAGCUGUAAUACUAAGUGGUGGUGCAGAUGUGGAAACCAAUGAGCUCUUCCAAGCUAAUAGACCUCAGGAGGAACCUCCGGAAAUGUCUGACCUCUACCACACCCUGAGAUCCAAUUGGCAGGACCUGAUGAAAGUGAAAGUUACGGACACUACGGUGGAAGUUUUGCAAAAAGCCGAGUCAAAGGUCAUUGAAGGCAUGAUCAAAAUUAUAAAUAAUGCGAUACAGUCGAGCGGUGGUUUGGAGGACGCAAGCGAUUCGAGUGACGAUGAGGACAGGGAUGAUGCUCUCACGUGCAUUGAUAGCAGAAGUCCAGAUAUCCUAAUUGACUUGUUAAAACAAAGCGGUGCCAGUACAAUGGCUGACACAAUACCCGAAAUGAAGAAAGGCGAAUUGUUUAAGGAAAGCCCACACCGUGUCCCAAAAUCUGUGACUCCAGCAGAACUCCUUCAGGAGCAGUUACAGCGUCUUUUCCACAUUUCACCUCGUGGCACAGAUCCGGAUCUGAAUGCUCAGCUUAAUGAGAUCUUAGUAGGUUUCAUGCAGAGAGAAGGACCUCCUGCAGUUGAAGGUGUUAAGAGCGGGCAAAUGGCUGAAGCUACUGAUCGUGGCACACGGCUCUGCCCUUUGAUUAAGGCCGAUGCGGAACUGAAGGAGAGGGAAAAACAUGAAGAAGGGUCUGAAAGUUCAGAAGAAAUUUUGAAAGGGAAGAAGAAUGGGAAUGGCAAACCAUUAAGUUGUACACAGCAUUAUCUGGAGUGUAUUGGGAGACUUCAGGAUCAUUCGGAUGUAUUAGAAGAUUUAAAAGAGGAUCUCAAUAGCCAAGAACUCAUAGGUCACACUUUGGAAAUUCUGACAGAACAACUCGACAGUUCAGAGUCUCUAGAGUCACAGCUUUCUGCUCUGUCCGGCACGCUAGCUGCAGAUCUGAAGACAGCCGAAUGCUUGUUAGAGUCCACUGGGGAGCACGUGCCCACACAAAUUCGCAGAGAUCUGGAAGCAGUCUGCAAAGAUUUGCAGCUUGCUUUUGCUGAUAUUUGCAAAAUGGCUGCAGAAAGGAGAACUUGUAUUAAAGAGGCCACGGCCUUGGAAAAGUCAAAAAUAAAGGCUUUGAAGCAGGACCUCCUCGACCGACUUCAGAGAUUGGCAGACUUCAUUCAGGAUAACACAAAGACGAUCACAAGCCUGGAUAUCAUGAAUACAGAUGAUCUGGAAACAGUGAAGUACCGAAUUCAGCAUAACAAGGAUCUGGAAAAAGCUUUAUCUGCCAAGGGGCAUGAGCUGGACACGACAGCAUUUGAUGUUCAGUACUUCAUCUCGGAGUACGCUCAAGAUCUACUGCCCUCCGAUAGCAGGGAUCUUCUGAGGACUCUCAGUACCACCCAGAGGUCAUUUAAGGAGAUUAUGGAAAUGGUCUCCACACAGCGCGACACGCUGAUGCUUCAUCUCGAAAUAAGACGAGAUCUGAGUAACCAGAAGACUCUUGCAGAAAAGCAGAAGGAAUAUACCGAGAAACUGGAGGAGAUGUGCCAUCUGUUAACACAGACAGAAAACCGCAUCAUUGGGCACCAGCAGACCACGCUAAAUAAAGACAGUCUUGGUGAUCUGCAGCAGUACCAGACGGAGCAUCAGGCUUUGCAGAGGGAUGUCCAGGCAGGCCAAAGUGCCUUAGCGGAAAUUGUGAAGAGCUCAAAUAAGUUUCUAGAAGAGAAUCAAGGCAAACUGCACCCUGAUCAAGUCGCACUCAUUGAAAGCAGAGUGGAUGAAGCCAAGAGAAAAUCCAAACUGCUAAGUCAGCGAGCUGAGGAAUCAAGGAAAGAGCUGGACAAGGCUUUGACAACAGCCAUCAAACAAGAAACGGCAAAGGUGGCUGCAGAGGAGCAACUGGAAGACAGCAAGAAUAAAAUUAAAGGACUCCUGGGCUGGCUGUCAAAUAUUGGAAAAGAUCAAGGGGUGGAUGAAAACCUUCAAGAACAGAUGGUGAAACAGAAUGGGAACCUACCUCUGGAAAACAGAAGCAAGUUGAAUGGACAAGAAGACGAUGCAAAUGGAAACCUACCUCAGCUCAAUGGCCAGACAUGCACAGUUACUGACGGAAAGAGGACAGGCAAGGAUGACCUGGACCUAAGCAAGCAGCACGAUCGAGUAAAGGCUCAUCAUCGUGAGAUCUUAUCGCAGCAGCAGGCCUUCAUCAUUGCCACUCAGUCGGCUCAGGCGCUCCUCGAGAAGCAGGGCCACAUGCUUUCCCCAGGGGAGAAGGAGAAACUUCAGAGUAACAUCCAGGAGCUACGGGACCGCUACGAGACAACGCUGACUGAGGCAGAACUCAAAAUGAAGCUGAUUCAGACCGUCCAGGACGAGCUGCAAAAGUUUAGGACUGACUGCGGUGAAUUUGAAAACUGGUUACAGCAAUCGGAAACUGAGAUCGCCGAACUGAAAUCUGGCGUCUCUGACCAGGACCACCUUAACAGCAAACUGCAACGGCAAAAAAGUUUUUCCGAUGAUGUUAUCUCCCACAAAGGGGACCUGCGUUUCAUUACAAUAUCCGGCCAGAGGGUGCUGGAUGCUGCUAAAAUGUGCAAUAAAUCUGAUACCAGCAAGGACUCUGAGCUCUCUGUGGACACCUCAGGGGUCUCCACACUGGUGCAGGACAAACUGGAGUCGGCUGCAAAUCAUUACAAGUCCCUUCAUUCGCAGUGCUACCUGCUAGGCAACAACCUUAAAGACGUGGUCGAGAAGUACAAGCACUAUGGAGACGCCUCGUCUGGGAUCGUGACUUGGUUGGAAGACGCAGAAGAAACUGCCAGGAAGCAGCUGGCCGAGGUGAUCGCCGUGGAUCCACAGGAUCUCCAAAAGCAGCUGGAAGACACCAAGGUGCUUCAUGGCCAGGUGUCUGGGCGUCAAGGCGCCAUAGAGAAGUUGCGGAAGGCAGCAGAUGCUGUGAUUGCUACGGAAGGCAACCUGUUGACCAACUGUGAUGAAAUCCAGCGAUCAGUGGGUGAUGUUGUCGAGAGGUAUGACAAUCUUGCCAAAUCAGUGAGUGAUCGAAACGAGACUCUGCAGAUUACGUUGACUCGCUCUUUGAGUGUGCAGGAUGGUUUGGAUGAAAUGCUGGACUGGAUGAAAAAUGUGGAGAAGAGUCUGGAAGAGCAGGAGCAAGUGCCUUUACAUUCCACAGCAAUCCAGGAAGCUCUGAGCAAAGAGGCUAUGUUGGAGCAGGACAUUGUCAGCCGGCAGAGCAGCAUCGCUGCCAUGAAGGAGAAGGUCAGCAAGUUCAUCGAGACCGCCGACCCAUCCACUGCCUCUUCUCUGCAAGCCAAGAUGAACACUCUGUCGAAACGGUUCACCGACGCCAGCCAGAAACACAGGGAGAAGGUCCACAAGCUGGAAGAACUGAAGGACAAAGUGGACAUGUUUGAAAAGACGGCCGAGAAAGUGCAGCAGUUUGUUGCCAAAGGGUCGCGGACGUUGACAGAAACGGAUGGACCAGGAAAGAACGUGAAUGAGCUCUCCCAGCUGAUGCAGGAGACAAAUGCUGAGCUGACAGACCAAGCGAAAGACAUCGAGGUCCUCCAGAAACUGAGUGCCGAGCUGGCCGACCUCGACCCGGAUGGAAGCCACAGUCAUAUUCAGAAAACCAUUGAAACACUCUCCAGGAACUUUAAAGACUUUGAAGACACUGUUAAGGAAAAAGAAGAGGAAGUUUCUUCCUGUCAAGGACAGCUUCAAGCAUUUAAGAACACCGUGGAGUCUCUCCAAAGAUGGCUGGACGAGUCAACAGAGAAGCUUGCGAUGGUGCAGCCUUCCUGCAGUGUGGAGGAGCAUGAGAAAAGUCUGCAGACUGUCAAGGCCUUAUCAGAAGAAUGGACUGCAAAGGCUCCAGCUGUUGAAGACGUUAAUAGAAAAGGGUCAGAAGUAUGUAACCUGAUAAGCGUUUUGACCUCCCCGGCUAAAACGAAAUCUUCUGUAAAAGCAGGCAAAGCUGUAGUGAAUGGUUCUGGACCACAUGGCUAUCUGACAAACAAGGAGCUAAUGUUAGUUCAGCAGCACCUGACAUACGUCAAUCAGAGCUACGAUAAUCUGGGGGAGCAUCUGAAAGAGAAACGUGGCGAGCUUGAGGGGGCUCUCCAAGAUCUGUCAGUGGUGCACAAUGAAGGAGAUUCACUGAAGCAAUGGCUGACUGACAUGCAGAAAGAAGUCACAUCAUGGAACACCGGGCAGGCGGGGAAUGAAUCUGUGAAGACGCAGAUGGAGCAACACAAGUCUCUCGAAGUGGAGCUAAAGGUAAAGCAAGGCCAACUUCAGCAGCUGAAGGAAAAGCUCUCUGACCUGCUGGAGAAGCACCCGCAAUCCUCAGAAGCAGAAAAAUGGAAGCAGAUGCUGGAUCAGAUAGAUUCCACAUGGAAGGACGUCACCAGCUCCAUGGAGGAAAGGAAGGAGAAGCUGGAGGAGUCGAGCCGGAAUCUGGCCCAGUUCCAGACCAACGAGGAGCAGCUAAAGCAGUGGCUCGCUGAAAAGGAAUUGAUGCUUGGCGUGCUUGGCCCUCUUUCCAUCGAUCCCAACAUGCUGAAGGCCCAGAAGCAGCAGGUGCAGAUUCUCCUGAAGGAAUUCGACUCUCGAAAGUCUCAGUACGAACAACUAAAGGAAGCCGCACAGAGUAUUUUGAGCCAACCAGGAGACCUUUCGCCAUCUUGUACCGCAGUCAAGUCUCAGUUGGCUGCCAUCACGGAUAAAUGGGAGGGUGUGACAGGCCAGCUGACCGACAGAUCCGACCGAAUUGACGAGGCCAUCGUCAAAACCUCUCAGUUCCAGGAGGUUCUCCGAAACCUAAGCGAGCAAGUCAACGCCCUGGGCCAGAGUUUGGGUGGCCCGUCAUCUCUGAGCACCCAGCCUGAUGCUGUGAAGCAACAACUUGAAACGGCGAUGGACGUCCGCAGCAAGCUGGACCAAGAAAAGACGAGGGUGGCUGAGGCCGAGGCUCUGUGUAAAGAGCUGUCGGCGCUGGUUGGCGAGGAAUAUUUAAAAGCGGAUCUCAGCAGACAGCUGGAAAGCAUCUUAAAACCUUUUAAAGACCUUGAAGAGAAAGCAGGUAACAGAAUAGAGCAGCUGAAUUUAGCCUUUGCCAGCUCUCAGCAGUUCAAUCAGAUGUCCAGAAAUUUCCAUGAAUGGUUGGAUGGGAAAGUACAAGAUCUUUCCAAGGUUCCUCCUUUAUCUGCCAACAUGGAGGUUCUGCACCGGCGCAUUAAAGAACACGCGACUUAUCAGACGUCCUUGGAGGAGCAAAGUGGGCCAUACAAAAAGAUUGUCCAAGAAGGAGAGGCUCUGCUUCAGACAACCCAAGGGGCCGAGAGGACAGCUCUGCAGAAUCAACUGGCCACUCUUCAAGGCAAGUGGGACACCUUACGGAAACAGUCAGCGGACUACUCGGAGAGGGCACAGGUCUGCCUGAAGCAGGCCCAGAAAUACAAAGAGCAUCUGGAAAAAGUGCAGCCAUGGAUCGAGGACUGCGAGAAGCAGUUAACUCAGGUGACGGUCUCAGUGGACCCCGCAGAAGUGGACUGUUCGAUCUCACGGGCCAGAACGUUACAGAAGGACGUCGACAAACAUCGAGGAGUGGUCGAGCUUUUCCACAAUGCGGCUGACAGUUUACUUGAGGUGACACAAGCCGACCAUGAGCCCGUCAAAGAGGAGAAGGCCAAUGUCACCCAGAAGGUUGAGAACAUUUCCGAAAUCCUGCAGCAGAAGAGGGACACCUUAGACAAAAUAGCACAGCGGCUGAAGGAAUUCAACGAUACCCAUAAAGAGGUCCGUGAACAUCUGAAGGGUGCCAGGCAGCAGCUUACGGUCCACGAGUCACUGGGAGCCCAGGUGUACAGCAACAAGCACCUCACUAAUAUGAAAGCCCAGCAGAAAGCUCUGGAGACCCUUGGAACACAAGUAGGCAGCCUCAAAGGCCUGGCCCAGGGUUUGGUGGUGGACGCUUCGGAUGCGGCAGGAGUCUCAGACCUGCUAUUGAAGGUGGAAUCUCUAGACACAGAGUUUAAGUCUGUAAAACAGCAGGUGGAAGACGUUUCCUCAUUCCUGGAGACGAAGCUCCAAGGAAUCGGGCAGUUCCAGAAUAGCAUUAGGGAAAUGUUCUCGCAGUUCUCCGACUUGGACGAUGAGCUGGACAGCAUGCAGCCGGUUGGCCGAGACUUGGACGUUUUACGGCUCCAGAAGGAAGACAUGAGAAAUUUUAUUAAAAAACUCCAAGAGCUCAUUGACAACACGGCAACUGCCAACAAAAACUGCCAACAGAUGCUCGAGAAAGAAGGAUCUCCUGAUCUUCCUGGCUUAAAGCGCGACCUCGAGGCUCUGAACAAGCAAUGUGGGAAACUGAUGGACCGGGCCAAAGGGAGACAGGAUCAAGUAGAAGCCAUCUACUCUCGCGUUGAUGAGUUCUACCAGAAACUGAAGGAGCUCUCCGAGAAAUGCAUCGUGGUUGAGGAACAUGAGGAAUCUCAAGGAGCAGUGCGGAUGGAGAUUGAAAUUGUCAACCAGCAGUUGGACGCCUUCAAGGUAUUCCAGAAAGAAGAAAUUGAGCCCUUGCAAGGCAAGCUGCAGGAUGUCAACUGGAUUGGUCAAGGCCUCAUUCAGAGUGCGGCCAAAACGACCAACACACAGAAACUGGAGCAGGACCUGGAAGACAUCAACAUGCGGUGUAACACACUUAACAAAAAGGUCGCAGAACGAGCCGCCCUCCUGCAUGAAGCCCUGCUGCACUGUGGCCGAUUCCAGGAUGCCUUGGAGUCACUCCUCAGUUGGCUGACAGACACUGAAGAACUGGUCGCCAACCAAAAGCCACCUUCUGCUGAGUUCAAAGUGGUGAAGGCGCAGAUUCAGGAACAGAAACUCCUUCAGCGGCUACUGGAAGACCGUAAACCGACUGUGGACAUAAUCAAAAGAGAAGGAGAGAAAAUAUCUGCCUCUGUGGAGUCACCGGAUAAGGAGAAGACACUCAAGGAGUUGGUGACCCUCGGUCAACGAUGGGAAUCCCUGCUCGGGAAAGCAGAAACGAGGCACAGGCAGCUGGAGUGCAUUCUCGUGGUGGCCCAACAGUUCCACGAAACCCUGGAGCCUCUGACCGAGUGGUUGACAUCCAUGGAAAAGCGUCUCGCAAACACAGAGCCCAUUGGCACCCAGACCAAGAAAUUAGAAGAGCAAAUCUCUCAGCACAAGGCGUUAGAAGACGACAUAAUGGCUCAUAGCAAAAACUUGCACCAGGCCAUUAGCGUUGGUCAGACUCUAAAAACUCUGAGCUCUCCGGACGACAAGGACUCGGUUCAAAGCAAAGUAGACUCAGCCCAGAGUCAGUUUGGCGAGCUCCAGGAGACGAGCGGCAGGAAGGCGGCCAUGCUGCAGCAGGCCUUCUCCAACGCUCAGCACUUUGGGGAAGACGAAGUCGCGCUCAUGAACUGGUUAAGCGAAGUUCACGAAAAGCUGAGCAACGUGGCCGUCCACGAUUAUCACCCCGACCUCCUCCAGAAGCAGGAUGCGGAACAACGGGGGCUGCACGUGGACAUCAUACAAAAGAAACAGAAUGUGGACUUGGCGAUUCAGAACGGCCUGGAGCUCCUGAAACAAACAACAGGCGACGAAGUUCUUAUCAUCCAAGAAAAACUUGAUGGAAUCAAAGCCAGAUAUGCCGAGAUCAAUACGAUGAGUGGAAACGUUUCGAAACUGCUGAACCAGGCCUUGACGCUUUCCACAAGGCUGUUCCAGACGCACGAGGAGUUGUGCCAGUGGCUGGGUGGUGUCGAAGCCGAGGUCGUUACCUUUGAGGCUCAGGUCCCUGUUGGAGAACAGCUCAGCCAGGUCCAGGAGAGGCAAAAAGACCUUUUGAAGGAUGUGAAGGAUCACAAAGCAUUAGUGAGCAGCCUGAAUGAAGUGAGCAGCAGCCUGCUGGAACUCGUACCAUGGAGGGCCCGGGAAGGUCUGGACAAGUUGGUUUCAGAGGACAACGAGCGAUACAAGCUUGUGAGCGAUGCUCUGGUGCACCAUGUUGAAGAAAUCGAUGCCACCAUCCUUCGGUCUCAGCAGUUUGAGCAGGCAGCUGACGUGGAGUUUGCCUGGCUGUCAGAUAUGGAGACAAAGCUGCUGUCUCAGGGUGACAUCCGACUAGAGCAAGACCAGACCACCUCCCAGCUCCAGGCACAGAAGGCGUUCUCAAUGGACAUUUUGAGGCAUAAGGACAACAUUGAUGAGAUUCUGAAGAAAGGGGAGGCCAUGUUGGACAACAGUGAUGAGGAAGAGAAAGCAUCUUUAAAGGAGAAAAUCCGACAGCUCCUGGAGAAGUACGAUGUGGUCAGCCAUAUCAAUUCGGAGAGGUGUCUCCAGUUAGAACGUGCCCACUCACUGGCCAGCCAGUUCUGGGAGACCUAUGACGAGCUGUGGCCCUGGCUACAGGAUAUCAUCAGCGUCAUUUCUCAGCUGCCAGCCCCUGCCAUUGAGUAUGAAACUCUGAAGCAACAGCAAGAAGAACUGAGGCAAAUGCGGGAGUUGAUAGCAGAGCACAAGCCUCACAUCGACAAAAUGAACAAGACUGGACCUCAGCUGCUUCAGCUCAGUCCCACCGAAGGCCUCUCUAUCCAAGAGAAGUACACAGCCUCCGAUCAGCUGUAUGCCCAAAUCAAGGAGAAUGUGAAACAGCGGGCAGCAGCUCUGGAUGAAGCCAUGUCCAAGUCCACACAGUUAAAUGAGUUCCACGACAAAAUCGACCCGAUGCUGGAAACUUUGAAGAGGAUUGUCGAGCGUCUCAGAACUCCGCCUUCCAUCUCCGUUGAAGUGGAGAAGAUCAAGGAGCAGAUCAAUGAAAACAAGAACGUUCUGGUGGAUCUCGAGAAGCUCCAGCCCGUCUUUGAGACCUUGAAGCAGCGAGGCCAGGAGAUGAUCGCCCGAUCAGAGGGAGCCGACAAAGACGUAUCAGCCAAAGCUGUUCAGGAGAAGUUAGACCUCAUGGUAUUUAUCUGGGAGGAUAUUCAUGCCCUGCUUGAGGAAAGAGAAACAAAGCUCCUGGAUGUAAUGGACCUUGCAGAGAAGUUCUGGUGUGACCACAGUGGACUCAUUGCCACCAUCAAAGACACGCAGGACCUUCUUCGAGAGCUUGAAGAACCAGGAGUCGACCCCUCGGUUGUAAAGCAGCAGCAAGAGACAGCAGAGAGCUUUGGGGAAGAAAUCGAAGGACUUCAAGAAGAACUUGAUGCCAUUCAGAACCUGGGAGAUGAAUUGAUGUCAGCUUGUGGAGAACCAGACAAGCCUGUAAUUAAGAAGAGCAUUGAUGAGCUCAAUACAGCCUUUGAUAAUCUGAACAAGAACUGGAAAGAACGGAUGGAAAGGCUGGAGGAGGCCAUGCAGUCGGCCGUGCAGUUCCAAGAUGGAUUGCAGGGAAUGUUUGACUGGGUGGACAUUUUGGAAGGGAAAAUUGAUUCAAUGUCACCGGUUGGUACUGAUCUUGAGACCGUCAAGCAACAAAUUGUGGAACUUAAGGAAUUUAAGGCAGAAGCCUACCAGCUCCAGAUAGAAAUGGAGAAGCUCAAUCAUCAGGCAGAGCUCUUGCUGAAAAAGGUUGUGGAGGAGGAUGACAAACACGCCAUCCAGGACCCUUUUACUGAGCUCAAGCUGCUAUGGGACAACCUGGAUGAAAAAAUCGUCAAUCGACAGCACAAACUGGAGGAUGCUCUGCUCGCCCUGGGACAGUUUCAGCAUGCUCUGGACGAACUGCUGACAUGGAUGACGCACACCGAGGAGCUGCUGAAUGAACAGAAGAAAACAACGGGCGACCCGAAGGCCAUCGAAAUCGAACUUGCAAAACAUCACGUCCUCCAAAACGAUGUGCUGGCACACAAAACCACCGUGGAAGCGGUCAACAUCGCAGGAAACGAUCUCAUUGAGUCGAGCGCCGGGGAAGAAGCCAGCAACCUGCAGAAUAAGCUUGAAAGUUUAAAGCAGAGGUGGGAGAAGAUUCUGGAAAAAACAGAGCAGCGGAGACAGCAACUGGACAGCGCCCUACUGCAGGCUCAAGGUUUCCAUGGCGAAAUUGAAGAUAUGCAGCACUGGCUGAAGGAGACCGAGCGUCAGCUGCUGGCAUCAAAGGGAGUUGGAGGUUUACCAGAAACAGCCAGAGAGCAGCUUAAUGUCCAUCUGGAACUCUGCGGGGUGUUUGAGUUGAAGGAAGAGCUUUACAAAAAGCUGAUGGCGAAAGGGGAGCAACUGAUCGCGAUAUGCCCGGAGAGCCACGACAGCAACACCCAACAAGACCUGCUGAACCUGCGGGAGAAAUGGGAAUCCGUACAAGCGAAAAUGACGGAAAGAAAGGUGAAACUCGAGGAGGCCCUGACCUUGGCCACAGAAUUCCACAACUCCUUGCAGGACUUCAUCAACUGGCUGACUCAGGCGGAACAAACUCUUACCAUGGCCACGUCACCGAGUCUCAUCAUGGAUACCAUCCUCUUUCAGAUCGAUGAGCACAAGGUCUUUGUCACAGAAGUGAAUUCUCAUCGUGAUCAAAUAAUAGAGCUGGACAAAACUGGAACACAUCUGAAAUACUUCAGUCAGAAGCAAGAUGUCGUCCUCAUUAAGAAUCUCCUGAUUAGUGUGCAAAGUCGGUGGGAGAAAGUGGUCCAGCGGUCUGUGGAGAGGGGCCGCACCCUAGACGACGCGAGGAAGCGGGCUAAGCAGUUCAGUGAAGCCUGGAACAAACUGAUGGAGUGGCUGGAGGAAUCUGAAAAGGCUCUGGACUCUGAGCUGGAAAUUGCAAACGAUCCAGACAAGAUUAAAUUGCAGCUGGCACAGCACAAGGAGUUUCAGAAGGCCCUCGGAGCCAAGCAUUCCAUGUACGACACGACCCUCCGUUCGGGCCGAUCGUUAAAGGAAAAGACCUCCCUGAAUGACGACAACCAGAAACUGGAUGACAUGCUAAGCGAACUGAGAGACAAGUGGGACACGGUGUGUGGGAAAUCUGUGGAAAGGUGCGUGGAGCGAUUUGUGAUUCAGGCCGAGGUUAUUCAUAGUAAGAGCUGUAAAUGAGUAAACUGCUGUUAC